GAGAAGGUGUGAUGGAAGUAAAUAUAACUUUUUGGAAAGGCUUGUUGAGGUUGCACGUUUACUAUCAAAGAUGGUUGAGCCAAUGUUGAAGGCAGCUGUAGAUAUAUCUGAACUGCUUUCUCAAUCAUUCUUCAUGGGAUUUUCACUGACAAUUUUGUCACUGCUUGCACGCCUUCGAGUCUUGAUUCAACAAAUACUCCUUGAUGUUGUUUGUGUAUACAACUCCGUUUCUUCUCUAUCUCAAAAGGAGCAGGCGAUUAAAAUAACCGAAGAAGGUUUUGAGGUAUUUAGGGAAUAUUAUCCUAUAAAGGAGCAAUUUAUCUCCUUAGAUUGCAUUUGGCAGACAGAUAAGUGUGUACUAGUUGAAAAAAAAUGAAUGAAGCUGAAUCCAAAGCCAAGGAAAGGAUGGCAGGGAAAGAUGUUUCGCAAGGGGCAUCUGCAGUACAGUAUCAGAGCAUUGAGGUUUUGCUUGGAGGUAAUUAAAGAUUAGGCCUCAGAGGAAAUUACUUCAGCUAUCUCUCUUCAUUUCUAUAACCAACGUUUAAGAAAUAUGAAGCAACGCUUCACAAUGUUUUGCUUUCAUAGAGUAGAGUACCUUUACUUCUUCAUGCCAAUCUUGUUACCAAAGGUAUCAAUCACCUUUAAAGAACUUAACGUUAUGCUUCUGGUUCUCCUAGAUUAUGAAACUGUUAAGGCACAUCCUGAAUCACAGAUGACAAUUUGUUUCACUUGUACUCCAUUAC
Molecule: messenger RNA, 743 nt
Organism: Coffea eugenioides
Lineage: Eukaryota; Viridiplantae; Streptophyta; Magnoliopsida; Gentianales; Rubiaceae
Exons: 5
Coding region: 71-376 (101 amino acids)
Source: RefSeq, a predicted model, not a curated record